This is a messenger RNA of Xenopus laevis (African clawed frog), 1782 nucleotides long. It is a transcript of the gene zbtb26.S, whose product is annotated as zinc finger and BTB domain containing 26 S homeolog. The coding region runs from base 337 to 1569 and encodes 410 amino acids. The record is from RefSeq and is a predicted model, not a curated record. The transcript is spliced from 2 exons. Gene Ontology annotation, molecular function: DNA-binding transcription factor activity, RNA polymerase II-specific; DNA binding; RNA polymerase II cis-regulatory region sequence-specific DNA binding. Gene Ontology annotation, biological process: regulation of transcription by RNA polymerase II. Gene Ontology annotation, cellular component: nucleus. NCBI's taxonomy places the organism in Eukaryota, Metazoa, Chordata, Amphibia, Anura, Pipidae.
AUACAUGGGAUUUUUAAGGGGGCGUGAGUAAAGUAGGAAGCUAAACCAACUAACAUCACAUGGCGUCCAAUAAUACCGUACACUCCAUUAUUGUAAUUCAGAUGGACAUCACACUUCUCCAGGAACCAAAAUGCCUGCAAAUUUCCCUUACAUUGUCGCCGGAACCGGAAGUCAGGUUAGGAGCGAGAACGAGAACACGGUCGCUAAAUCGCGUUAGAUUUUACGGUCUGUGCUAUUUGAAGGCGUCUUGAAAUGGUAUUUAUUGGGGGUGUUGGGUAUAUCAGUCGUACUGCAAAUGUGAUUUCUAGUUUUGCAUAUUAAUUUGAGUAGCCAAAGAUGGAUGAGAGGGCUGGAAUGCUGCAUUUUAGACUGGACAACCAUGGGGACUCCAUGCUAAACAGAAUGAAUUCCCUUCGCCAACAAAACAAAUUUUGUGAUGUAACUGUGCGUAUUGAUGAAACAGAGGUGUCAGGACACAGGGUGGUGUUCGCAGCAGGCUCGCCAUAUCUGAGGGACCAGUUUUUGCUGAGCGAUUCACAGGAAGUGCAUAUUUCUAUCCUACAAAACUCACAGGCUGGCAAACAGCUCCUCCUUUCUUGUUACACUGGUGUCCUAGAAUUUCCAGAGAUGGAACUUGUGAAUUACCUGACCGCCGCCAGCUUUCUGCAAAUGAGUCAUGUGGUGGAGAGAUGUACAGAGGCUUUGUGGAAGUUCAUCAAACCCAGCCAAGUUUCGGAGAGAAAAGACGACGGACAGGAAACCUGUGUAGAUAAACAUGUAAUCGAGCAAGAAGAAGAAAUUGAGGAUACGAUGCAGCCAGAAUCUCCAGCUGCUACACAUUCAGAAGAUAGCCUGGGUAAUGAUGACAUUCAGAUUGUUAAGAUUGAGUCAAUUGGGGAUGUGUCCAGUGACAAAACAAAAGUUUGUCAAAGCCAGUAUAUUUCGUCUGAACAGACUGCUCUCCAUUCUCUUGAACCACAACACUCCCUGAUUAACUCCACUGUAGAGAACAGGACCGGAGACACGGAUAACCCUCUCCACAGCUACACUAUGUCCGAUAAUAGCAGUGACAACAUAGGGCCACCAGCUAAAGAACUUUUUGGUCCUGGUAACAGGAUAGUAGACAAAACAUUACAGUGGCAUCACCAGUGUCCCAAGUGCACAAGGGUUUUCAGACACUUAGAAAAUUAUGCCAACCAUUUAAAAAUGCACAAGUUAUUUAUGUGUCUCCUAUGUGGUAAAACUUUUACACAGAAGGGCAACUUGCACAGGCAUAUGCGGGUGCAUGCAGGCAUCAAACCCUUCCAAUGUAAAAUAUGUGGUAAGACUUUUUCCCAGAAAUGCUCCUUGCAGGACCACCUUAACUUGCACAGUGGAGAUAAGCCUCACAAAUGUAAUUACUGUGACAUGGUCUUUGCACACAAGCCUGUGCUAAGAAAGCACCUGAAACAGUUGCAUGGUAAAAACAGCUUUGACAAUGCCCAUGAAAGGAACACUGGUCUGGAUUUUGAUACUUUUUCAAACACCCAUGACAGCAAUGAAAUCAUAAGCCAGAGUAUUCACCAAUAAAUAAGGGCAGUGUAUGAAAAAACAGUGGUUUAAUGUUAAACUUGAAAAUAUGUUUUCAAUGUUGCAAACUGUUAUAAAAAAUGGUAAUGAUCCUGAGCAAAAUGAUAGUGCCUACAUAAGUAUUGUGCAUAUUAUGAUGGGAUGGGCUAGUUUAUUAUGCAAUGGUGUAAUAAGAAAUGCAAAUAUUUUCCUUAUUAAAAAUUCUGCUCCUUA